Molecule: messenger RNA, 1703 nt
Organism: Toxorhynchites rutilus septentrionalis
Lineage: Eukaryota; Metazoa; Arthropoda; Insecta; Diptera; Culicidae
Product: caspase-1-like
Exons: 3
Coding region: 89-1072 (327 amino acids)
Biological process (GO): proteolysis; apoptotic process
Cellular component (GO): cytoplasm
Source: RefSeq, a predicted model, not a curated record
ACGAAUUUGCUGAUAAUAACAUGUUUAGUUCGAUUUACUCCUGCGUGGGGUUAAUUCAAGAGUUUUGUUUCGUGUUCGACGACGCAUCAUGGAUCCAGAAGACAUCCUGGAGUCUUAUGCUAAGGAUUUGCUGAUACUCCCGGGUAACAGAAAACUAGAUGUUGUGGACGCCAAACCCGAUGAAAAACGCGUACAGAAUGAAGACUGUGAGCCGAUUGUGGAUGAAGACACAUUGCCGGGAGAAGUGCCAAGACGCAAAGGGUCACUAUAUCUCGACACCCCGGCGAGUCCAACAUUGAAGGUAUAUCCAAUGAACGGAUCAAGGCGAGGUAAGGUGCUUAUUUUCAACCACGUGCUGUUCGACGACGGAUAUUACUCAGAGCGAAUUGGAACUGAGAAUGAUGUUAAACGACUUUAUGCAACCAUGCCGCGACUCGGUUUCCAAGAGAGGGAUAUUAUUGUGUAUGAUGAUUACUCAUUUAGUGAUAUUCAGAGAACAGCUAUCAAAUUAGAGUUCGAUGAGGAUCUGCAGGAUUCGGACUGUUUAAUCGUAGUAAUUUUGACACACGGUGAAGAUGGUGACUACCUAAUGGCCAGAGAUAACAAAUAUCAUCUCUACAGAUUCAUUGAAAACUUCACUCCUACGGCACUGAAAUCAAUGGCUGGGAAACCAAAGUUGUUCAUAGUUCAAGCAUGUCGCGGAAAUAAAAUAGACAGAGGUGUGACACUCAGAGCCAAAUCUAUACAGGUUUCAAAUUCGAUGGACCACGUUGACUCGCAAACGGAAAUUUUUGUCUACCCCGAAUUUGCAGACUUGCUGAUAAUGAUGAGCUCACAUCACGGCCAUUAUUCGUUUCGGAACGAAACUGGAAGCUGGAUGAUCCAAGAGCUGUGCAACGUGAUCGAGAACUGUGAUAUAGAUUCCUCUUCUAUUUACGAUAUUCUAACUGAAACUAGCGACGCCGUGUCGAAGCGAAUUUCGAAUGCCGACGGUGCGUUGAACAAGAAGAAACAAAUCCCUAGCUUCUAUUCUACUCUCACCAAACGAUUGUACUUCAAGGCAUCCCGAUAGAUGAUUCAUUCGUUGUUUUUAAAACUUGAUCAAAUUCGUCAGAAUCAAUUUCUGAUAAUACUUUGUUCAUAAUGAUAGGGAAUAAUUAUUUAGCUGGAGGUUCCGAUUAUUGGAGACAUAAUUGGCAGAUUGAUUGAUGGUCUCGGUAAAAUCAAAAUGAAUCAGAGCUAUUAAAUGACAACGAACUUAAUUUAGGAGAUAUAUGAGCACAUGUAUGAAAAUAGUUUUGAUACACUCAAAUAUUCUGAUGGUAUAAACUUAGAAUCACCGCUGUGUGGCGCUCUCAGUUGUUUAUUUUGAGUUCAGUUUUGAUGACCCAUUACGCAAAGCGUUUGCAUGCCCAUGCAGCAAAAUGCAGACCGAUUUUAGGCUAAGAUAAGAUCAGACAAUAGGGGGUCUCUUACGGACCAAAUUUCUGUCAGAUACGGACCAAAUUUCUGUCAGUCGUUCUGAUUUCUGAUUGGCUGAUUUAGAUAAAUUUUUUAAACAAAGCCAAUUUUCUCAGUGUUGCCAAUAAAAAUAAAUAGCGUUGGAUUUGUAUUAAAUUUAGAAAUGGUGAAUUCAAUGAAUACUACGAUAUUUAGUUUGAAGGAAAUGUGACGGAAUUACAUGCAAGUUUAUGUAUGUGUUU